UUUGAACAAAAAGACAGAAGCAGGAAAGGAACUUUAUAAAUCAACCAGAAGACUUUUAUAUCUCAUCAACCUAUUGCCUAUAAAAGAUGAAGCUCAAAACAUGAUAAUAUUCCUUCCUUACUCUUAGUUUACCUUUUCUUGUUGGCUGGGGCAACAUAAGACUUUGGUUUAACCUGAAAAUUAUCCUUUACUUCAUAAAAUGAACAGUUAGCCUACCUUAUAUACCCAGAAUUGGCUUCUUCUCAACUAAAGCUUAUAUCGCACUUUGCUUAUUUCUAUCAAAAGAAGAAAACUGUAAUCAGAGCAGAAAAAAACAUGGGUGCUGUUGCCAAGAUUGCUAUGAGUUUUGACGCCCUGAUUGGGCCUGGGUUGAUGCUCCUGUAUCCACUAUAUGCAUCGAUGCGAGCUAUUGAGAGCCCUUCUACACUGGAUGAUCAACAAUGGCUGACAUACUGGGUUCUUUACUCAUUGACAACUCUCUUUGAGCUUUCAUGUUGGAGAAUCCUCCAAUGGCUUCCUUUCUGGCCAUAUGUAAAGCUCUUGUUUUGCAUGUGGUUGGUGCUACCAAUCUUCAAUGGCGCUGCAUACAUCUAUGAGAAUUAUGUACGGAAAUACGUAAAGUUUGGGUUGUCAGUGAACCCUAUGUACCCUGAGGGACACCGUAAAGUGCUCCAGAUGAUGUCUCUUGAUGCCCGGAAAUCUGUUGAACGCUACAUCGAGAGAUUUGGACCUGAAGCAUUCGAGCGUGUUGUCAGAGCAGCUGAAAGGGAAGCAAAGAAGCAAUAAGGAUGUAAAUCACGAAGGCUAUUUCAAAUAGAUCAGUUAUGAUAUGUUUAUUUCAUUAGUUGCCUGAUUGGGCAACAAUUGAAAGUUGAAACUAUGAUGUAAAACUGUAAAUAUAAACCAAUUCUAACAUAGAUAAUGAAUGAAAAUACAUUUGCUCCUGGAAACAGAAUGUAAUGGAAAUGUGUUGGAUGACAAAGAUGAUAUAAUCAUAAAAAAGUUCACAUCCU
Molecule: messenger RNA, 1013 nt
Organism: Beta vulgaris subsp. vulgaris (sugar beet)
Lineage: Eukaryota; Viridiplantae; Streptophyta; Magnoliopsida; Caryophyllales; Amaranthaceae
Product: HVA22-like protein f
Exons: 5
Coding region: 316-786 (156 amino acids)
Source: RefSeq, a predicted model, not a curated record